Messenger RNA from Cladocopium goreaui, 1632 nucleotides. The record is from the annotation of a GenBank genome assembly. Lineage: Eukaryota; Dinophyceae; Suessiales; Symbiodiniaceae.
AUGGAGCAAGUGCACAAGGACAAGCUGAGAGAGUUCGUGGCUCGUAGCAGCGGAUCUAAAGGCGAAGGACUACUGACAGAGAUGAACAAGCUCAUGGACUACCUGUUCGAGCACAACUUGGCGUACCGCACAACUGUGCGGUGCAGUGUGGUGGGGGUCCACCCCCAAAACAGGGACGGUAUGGGCGUCUCCUGCCAUCAUGUUGCCGAGUUGAUUAAGAGCAUCCAUGCUCUGGGGUUCGACCCAAGCAAAGUCAACAUGCUUCUGGUCGAGAUGUGGCCAGGCACCCCAGAAACUGCAAAGGCGAUACAGUUCAAUGACAGGAUGGCUAUGGUAUCCAGUGGCCGUCUCCCAUCAGUUGCAUGUGGUGGCCCUUUGCGGUACUGCACAAUACAAGGUUCACAUACCAAUAUGGCGUGCAGGUCGCUCCUCUAUGGUGCUGCCAGUGAUGAUCCAGCUUUGACCGACUCCUCAGGCAAAUUAUCGAUAGACCGCAUUGGAAGCCAGUGGGCAGCAGCCAUCAAGAAUGGCAUGGAAUGCACAGUUUUGACCAGCGCUGUUGCCACAGCCAACCCUGACAUCAUCAGUUUGCUGCAGGCUUCGGGCAAUGCAGUCCAGCAAAUCAGCAAGGAGGAAGAUGAGAUCCAAGUCAGCAACCGGAUCAUCCAAACCAUCAACUCCUACCAGAGCUUGCAUGGAAAGACGCCUUUGUGGUCAGACAUUAGCAACCAAGUUUUGAGGAGCCAACCGAAAUGCAAAGAGGCUGCCCCAAGCAUCUUCUUGUUCUCUUUGAAAUAUUCAGCAGGGGAUGCCUUUUGGACAGAGACCGAAUCAUAUAUUCGUGCUCAUGGGCUUUCUCGAAAUCUGGGAUUGGAGACAUGGACAAACUUGUCUACAGACCUGAAGGGUGAUGCCAGGGUUUGGUAUCGACACAUGCUGCUGAAGUUUGCUUUCUGCAACGCAGAGCGAGUUCUUUCAGCCAGUGAUGCCAAGAAAGCUUUGAGCAACAAAGAGCUCUUGAAGGAAGCGGUCAACCUGGUCAAAGUAGCAGCCCAGUGGAAGAACAUUGCUCAGACAUUGUGCGCUGAUGAGAAGAAAAAACUUGCCAUGAAGAGUCACAUGGGACACUUGGAGGUCCAUUUGAUUUCCAUUUUGCUGGACCGAAAGAAACGCCAAUAUGAAACCAUGGGCCAGGCUGCCAAGGAAUGCAUGGCUGAGUUGGUGACGGAGACAGGGGCUACAAUUCCAACACUGCCAGAUGAGUGGUCAGAUUCACCACAAGACGGAAGCUCAAAGCCGACGAAGGAUGAUCGCCCAAAGGGUCCAGCUCGUUUGGCUCAGCACAAGUACGCUGCAUCUGGAGCUUUGGAGAAUGUGGAAGAAGUUCUGGCUUCAAAGGGCUUCCAACCGGGCAUGCAAGCCACACGAGGAGAUGUGACAUGCACGAUCAGGAAAAUCACCACAUCAGACGUGGAGAUCCUACUGGACGACCAGACGAUCAAGGUGGUGUCAGCCUCUUCAUUCCUCAAUGGGGAAUGGAAACUGAACAGCAAAACCAGCAAGGAGCAAGAGGAAGUCGAAUGGACUUCAGACCACCAGCCACGUCCAUUGAGAUGCAGCUUCAAGUCUUGA